AUGGCUCCCGUCAUCAAGCUUAACAGUGGCUAUGACAUGCCCCAGGUGGGCUUCGGUCUCUGGAAGGUCGACAAUGCUGUUUGCGCCGAUGUUGUCUACAAGGCCAUCAAGGCGGGCUAUCGCCUCUUCGACGGUGCUUGCGACUACGGCAACGAAGUCGAGUGCGGCAAGGGCGUCGCCCGCGCCAUCCAGGAGGGCCUUGUGAAGCGUGAGGAGCUCUUCAUCGUGUCCAAGCUUUGGAACACCUUCCACGACGGCGACCGCGUUGAGCCUAUCGUCAGGAAGCAACUGGCCGACUGGGGCCUUGACUACUUCGACCUCUACCUCAUCCAUUUCCCCGUCGCCCUUGAGUAUGUCGACCCAUCGGUCCGCUACCCGCCCGGCUGGCACUACGACGGCAAGAGCGAGAUCCGCCCCAGCAAGGCCACCAUCCAGGAGACCUGGACUGCCAUGGAGUCCCUCGUUGACAAGGGCCUUUCCAAGAGCAUUGGUAUCUCCAACUUCCAGGGCCAGCUGAUCUACGAUAUGCUGCGGUACGCCAGGAUCCGGCCCGCCACGCUCCAGAUCGAGCACCACCCUUACCUCGUCCAAGAGGAGCUCAUCAAGCUCGCCAAGCGCGAGGGCAUCGCCGUGACGGCCUACAGCUCGUUCGGCCCAGCCAGCUUCCUUGAGUUCAACAUGAAGCACGCUACUGCCAUGACCCCUCUCAUCGAGGAUGAAAAGAUCAAGGCCAUCGCCGCCAAGUACAACCGCCCGCCUUCGGAAAUCCUCCUCCGCUGGGCUACCCAGCGCGGCCUGGCCAUCAUCCCCAAGACCACUAGGGAAGAGAUCAUGAAGUCCAACCUGCGCAGCGUCGAGUUCGAUCUCUCUCAGGAGGACAUUGACGCCAUCAGCGCCUUUGACCGGGGUAUCCGCUUCAACCAGCCUUCAAACUACUUCGAGACUGACCAGCUUUGGAUCUUUGGCUAA
Messenger RNA from Canariomyces notabilis, 969 nucleotides. Its product is annotated as Aldo/keto reductase. Gene Ontology annotation, cellular component: cytosol. The transcript is spliced from 3 exons. Bases 1 to 969 code for a protein of 322 amino acids. Gene Ontology annotation, molecular function: D-xylose reductase (NADPH) activity. Gene Ontology annotation, biological process: D-xylose catabolic process. NCBI's taxonomy places the organism in Eukaryota, Fungi, Ascomycota, Sordariomycetes, Sordariales, Chaetomiaceae. The record is from RefSeq and is a predicted model, not a curated record.